AUGUUCUCUGCCCGCAACCUCGUCCGAUCUGCGCCCCGCGCUGUCUCCCGAUUCUCAGGCGCUGCUCUGCGACAGACCGCCCGUCCCAGCGCCUUCACCAAGGCUGCUUCUGCCCUACGACCCGCCCGGGCUGGAUUCUCUACCACAAGCUUCCGCAAGGCCACUGAGAACGAUGGUGAGCUUAGCGCCAAGCUUGAGAGUGAGAUCAAGAUCGAGGAGGACAUCAAGGCCAGCGAGCAGGACCCUGCCAGCAUCAAGGAUUUCUUGAAUAACAGCGCCUUUGAACUCAUUGACACCCCCGGCCAGGAGAUUGUCAAGCUGGUUCGCGACUUUGGCGACGAGAAGAUCACCGUCAGCUUCUCCAUUGCCGACAUCACCAAUUACGACCCUUACGGCGAGGAGAGCGCACUCGAGGAUGAGGGUUUCGAGGAUGAGGGCACCCAGGGCAGCCAGCGUAACGCUCGCGCCAACGAGGAAAUCGAUGAGGAGCUCGAGGAGGAUGCUGAGGAGGAGAGCAACCCCCCUAUCAACCUGUCAAUUGUUGUCGAGAAGCCUGGCAAGGCCUCUGGAGCCCUGAACAUCGAUGCCAGCGCCCAGGAAGGACACAUUGUUGUCGAGAACCUCUUCUAUUACACCGACGCCUCGGUCGCCAAGGUCGAGAGCCCCGACGCCGCCCAGAAGCGUGCUGAUGUCUACCCCGGACCUCCAUUCGGCAGCCUCGACGACGACCUCCAGGUCCUCAUGGAGCGCUUCCUCGAGGAGCGUGGAAUCACUCAGGCCCUCGCUGUCUUUGUUCCCGACUACGUGGACGUCAAGGAGCAACGAGAGUACACCCGGUGGUUGAACAACGUCAAGGCUUUCAUUGAUGCUUAG
Molecule: messenger RNA, 873 nt
Organism: Fusarium tjaetaba
Lineage: Eukaryota; Fungi; Ascomycota; Sordariomycetes; Hypocreales; Nectriaceae
Exons: 2
Coding region: 1-873 (290 amino acids)
Biological process (GO): cytosolic ribosome assembly
Cellular component (GO): mitochondrial matrix
Source: RefSeq, a predicted model, not a curated record